AUGGCCGCUGGAUUCUACGGAGCCAGCGGCCGUGCCAGCAAGAAGUCUCGAGCCCAGGCCGUGGUAAGGCAGGCGAAGGACCACAUCAACAUCGGCACCAUCGGUCACGUCGACCACGGGAAGACCACCCUCUCAGCUGCUAUCUCGCUCGUGUGUGGCCAGUUCAGCACCUCGGACGACACCACCAAGAAGUCCUAUGAGGAGAUCGACAAUGCGCCAGAAGAGCGUGCCCGUGGUAUCACCAUCAACGCUUCGCACAUCGAGUAUGAGACAGAGACCAGGCAUGUCUCAGGAAGUGCGGAAGGAGCUUGCCAGAUGGACGGCGGUAUCCUCGUCAUUUCCUCUCCGGAUGGCCCAAUGGCCCAGACUCGUGAGCACAUCCUCCUCUCGAAGCAGGCGGGCUCCCAGUCACAGGAGUUUAU
Symbiodinium sp. CCMP2456 is the source of this 422-nucleotide messenger RNA. Lineage: Eukaryota; Dinophyceae; Suessiales; Symbiodiniaceae. The record is from the annotation of a GenBank genome assembly.